This is a messenger RNA of Acomys russatus (golden spiny mouse), 2093 nucleotides long. It is a transcript of the gene Catip, whose product is annotated as ciliogenesis associated TTC17 interacting protein. The coding region runs from base 1 to 1620 and encodes 539 amino acids. The record is from RefSeq and is a predicted model, not a curated record. The transcript has 10 exons. NCBI's taxonomy places the organism in Eukaryota, Metazoa, Chordata, Mammalia, Rodentia, Muridae. Gene Ontology annotation, biological process: actin filament polymerization; cilium organization.
AUGUCUUCCAAAGUUUCUUCCGCAGGCUCCAAAGCCAAGGACGAGCACCACUCAAGCCAACCGCUGCAGCAGCCGCAGCCGCAGCAGCCAUUCCCAGAGGCCAAUGCGGAAGCCAUUAGCUUCCUCAGCUCCUUAAGUGAGCCAGAUGGUGGGGUGGGGAGGACCGGGCUGGAUGAAUGGCUGCUGUUCUUCCCAGAGACUCUGGCCAUCGUCUCAGAUGCAGGGGAGCCUCAGGGAGAGCUGACCAUAGAUGUGCAGAAAGGGAAAUACAAGGACCAGCUGGGCAUCAUGACCCACUGCCUACUGGUACACGCCUUUAGCCGAAGCUUCCUAGAUAAGUCGUUGUGUGGAACCUCCCUCCUAGGCUACCUAACCAACAGACUGGAGCUACUGGAGCAGCACAGUCAUGAGUGUAUCAAGUUUCCCAUCCUCCCCAUGGAGAGGAAGACGAGUGUUCUGAAGCAGGAGGACCAGAUGGUUGUGACCAGAAGUGUCAAGGAGGGUGAGGAAACGAAGACGGGAGUCUCUGUGUUGCCCUGUGAAUCGCUUAAGGGCUUUGUCUCCAGUACCGCCAAUGUGGUGCUGCUGAGAGUGAUGGCCUGGAAGAAGGCAGUGCCCAGUGGUGCUCGCUUCCUAGCCUUGGACUCCGAGGGCAAUCUGUGCCAUUGCACCUAUCAAUCUCUGGGCUUCCAGACCAUCCAAGUGGGCAACCAGCAGGCUGAAAUGUUCAUCGUGGAGCAAACCAUACACUCUGAAGAGGGCAUCCCCUUCUCCUGCCAAUUCUAUUUGCUCUCUGAUGGGCACCUGGCUAAGAGAGUCCAGGUGGGCUCUCCAGGGUGUUGUAUCAUCACCAAGAUGCCCCUUUUGAGGGAGGAAGAUGAGAUCGAGCCUCCGCCCACGUUUGAUAAGAAGCCCUUGGUGUGGGAGGAAGACCUGGAACUUUACUCGAAAUUCCUGGACCGGAAGGAGCAGCUGCGCCUCAGCCACACCAGCUAUCUGCGGCAGCACCCCGAGGCCCAAGCGGUGGUCUCCGACUUCCUGCUCUUCUUGCUGCUCCGCCGGCCUGAGGACGUGGUCACCUUCGCCGCGGAGCACUUCGGGCCCUUUGCGAUGCUGCGCUCACCAAUCCCGGCCCUGCGGUCCUCACACCGGCCAAGCCCUUUCCGCUCGCUGGAGUACGAGGAGGAAGAAGAGGAAGAGGAAGAGGAAGAGGAGGAGGAGGAGAAAGAGGAGGGGGGAGAGGAGGAAGAAGAGGAGGAGGAGGAAGAAGAGGAGGAGGAGAAGGAGGAAGGGGAGGAGGAAGAGAAUGACUACUUGUACGUCUAUGAUGAUGAUGAUGACAAUUAUGAUGAAGACAACGACGAUGACUACUACAACAGUGUUAACGAUGAUGAAGAAAGUGACAUCGUCGAGGAUGAUGAGACCUUUGAUGUCUAUGACAACCUUGAUGACGACGACAACCUUGAUGUCGACGACAACCUUGAUGUCGAUGACAACCUUGAUGUCGAUGACAACCUUGAUGUCGAUGACACCCUUGAUGUCGAUGACACCCUUGAUGUCGAUGACACUGACGAGGAGGACGACGACGACAACCAGGCUUUGAAUCUGGAAAAGAACUAGGCAGAUGACUGGGAGUGGGAGACUGGGACUGGUGGGUUUGGGCAUCUUGGCUGUGGCUUCAGUGGGUGAUAGGCAGGGUCCUACUCUGCCAGCAGGGGCUGUGUCUGGCCAACGCCUCUUGUCAAAAAUGGGAAGCUUUAACUUCGUUUACCAAGCGAGUUUCAUUUUUUUUUUCCCCAGAUGCUAUUUUCAGUUAUGGCCAUUUCAGAGAAAAGAAAAGUAAAGCCUGCAGUCAGAUGUGUUGGCUCACACCUGAAACCCCAGUAGCACUCAGGGAACUCAGACAAGAGAAUUGCAGUGAGUUCAAAGCUAGCCAGGGCUACACAGCAAGACCCUGUCUCGAAAAUUAAACUAAAAAUUAAGAAAAGAGCUGGGUGUGGUGGCCCAUGCCUUUAAUCCCAGGGAGGCAGAGGCAGCGGAUUGCUGUGAGUUCAAGGCCAGCCUGGUCUACAAGGUGAGUCAAGAGCAGCCAA